CGCGGCAUGGCAGAAAACCGAGAGCCUCGCGGGGCCGUCGAGGCCGAGCUGGACCCGGUGGAGUACACGCUCCGGAAGCGGCUUCCCCACCGCCUGCCCCGCAGGCCCAACGACAUCUACGUCAACAUGAAGACUGACUUCACGGCCCAGCUGGCCCGCUGCCAGAAGCUGCUGGACGGAGGGGCGCGGGGUCCGAACGCCUGCGCAGAGAUCUACAUCCACGGCCUGGGCCUGGCCAUCAACCGCGCUAUCAACAUCGCCCUGCAGCUGCAGGCGGGCAGCUUCGGGUCCUUGCAGGUGGCCGCCAAUACCUCCACCGUGGAGCUCGUGGAUGAGCUGGAGCCAGAGGCUGACGCGCGAGAGCCGCUGACCCGAAUCCGAAACAACUCCGCCAUCCACAUCCGCGUCUUCAGGGUCACGCCCAAGUAAGCGAACCGAGGCUGGCCUCCCCCGCCUCCGCUCCAGCAGCGCCCCACCGGCCCGGCGUGGUGCUCGUGCCGAGUAAUGUCGUGGACCUCUGAUCUGAGCCACGUAAGAAAAGGCCUGUUCCUGGACAGCCCGAAGGACUCUGCAUCGAGGGAGGGGAUGACUGCCUUUUGUUCGGCCCAAGCGGUGGGUCUUCCCGAAUCCGUGUGCUCUGUAACUACUGUCCUAUACAAUAAAAAGUACCAAAUAGUGUUA
Carlito syrichta (Philippine tarsier) is the source of this 681-nucleotide messenger RNA. It is a transcript of the gene POP7, whose product is annotated as POP7 homolog, ribonuclease P/MRP subunit. Gene Ontology annotation, biological process: tRNA 5'-leader removal. Gene Ontology annotation, molecular function: nucleic acid binding. The record is from RefSeq and is a predicted model, not a curated record. The transcript has a single exon. Bases 7 to 429 code for a protein of 140 amino acids. Lineage: Eukaryota; Metazoa; Chordata; Mammalia; Primates; Tarsiidae. Gene Ontology annotation, cellular component: ribonuclease MRP complex; nucleus; nucleolar ribonuclease P complex.